GCCUAGAGGAAACCCCCGCCAAUGGUGUGCAUUCGAUCACUUCUCCAACAUUCCAUAUCCAAACCUACAGCUAAAACCUACCAUUUACAUAGACAGUCAAAAGUUUCAUUUGCUUAGACGCAUUCCCUCAAUAAUACAAAAACACAUUACCCUUAGUAAUUGCUGUUUCAUAUCACAUUUGUAGAUAUCCUACAAAGAUGGCUCAAUCGACAGCCCACCGCCGGCUCCUUCAAGAGUACAAGAUGCUGACUAACAAUCCUCCUGAUGGUAUCACGGCCGGUCCAGUGAGCGAAGAUGAUAUGCUUCACUGGGAAGCUCUGAUCCAAGGUCCCGAGGGCACUCCCUUCGAAGGAGGUAUCUUCCCUGCCGAGCUCAAGUUCCCCAAGGAUUAUCCCCUAGCGCCACCCAAGAUGACAUUUCUAGGAGAGAUCUUCCACCCCAAUGUAUAUCCCAGCGGUUUAGUCUGUAUCUCUAUCCUCCAUCCUCCCGGAGACGACCCGAAUCACUACGAGCACGCAUCAGAGCGAUGGAGUCCGAUCCAAUCCGUCGAGAAAAUUCUCAUUUCCGUUAUGAGCAUGCUGGCGGAGCCCAACGACGAAAGUCCAGCAAACGUCGAGGCGGCCAAGAUGUGGCGAGAGAGACGCUCAGAAUACGAGAAAAAGGUUCGGGACGGAGUCCGACGAAUGCUCGGUCUCUAGUGGAGAGAAGGAUAUCAAGUUUCAAUCGCUGAUCUUUUGCACAUAAUGCAUCCUCAUAACUUGAUCUGUCAGGUCAGCGCCGCGGCUCGGAUUCACAUGC
Annulohypoxylon truncatum is the source of this 798-nucleotide messenger RNA. RefSeq names its product ubiquitin-conjugating enzyme/RWD-like protein. Gene Ontology annotation, cellular component: cytosol; endoplasmic reticulum. Lineage: Eukaryota; Fungi; Ascomycota; Sordariomycetes; Xylariales; Hypoxylaceae. The transcript has 2 exons. Bases 198 to 698 code for a protein of 166 amino acids. The record is from RefSeq and is a predicted model, not a curated record.